Messenger RNA from Argiope bruennichi, 1662 nucleotides. RefSeq names its product protein-L-isoaspartate(D-aspartate) O-methyltransferase-like (gene Pcmt). Gene Ontology annotation, molecular function: protein-L-isoaspartate (D-aspartate) O-methyltransferase activity. NCBI's taxonomy places the organism in Eukaryota, Metazoa, Arthropoda, Arachnida, Araneae, Araneidae. The transcript has 9 exons. Gene Ontology annotation, biological process: protein modification process. Bases 255 to 1013 code for a protein of 252 amino acids. The record is from RefSeq and is a predicted model, not a curated record. Gene Ontology annotation, cellular component: cytoplasm.
GCUAAACAGUAUAGUUCCCGUUUCGUCAACCGAAUUUGGAUUUGUCUGCGAAUGUGAUUUUUCCAGAAUUAUUUAAUUUUUGUUCUCUUAUACUAAAAUUAUCGGUCCAGUAUUUUGAUAAACUUAGCUACUUUGGUCAAAGAGAUUCUAUCCAAAUUAAAAGCUUUAAUCUUAUUUGGUUCAUUUUUGUUUUUAGUUGAAGAUAUUUAUUGGAGGGUGUAGAUUUGCAGUCUUAUGGCAUCCAAGUUAUGUAAAUGUUUUCAAAGAAAGCUCAUCUAGUUUUUCGAGUAGCUUUGCUAAAUCUUAUUUUCCCUGCACACAUGGCUUGGCGUUCUCAUGGAAAAAAUAAUGCAGAACUUAUUCUAAAUUUAAAAAGGAAUGGCAUCAUUAAAGAUCCUAAAGUUGAGCGUGUUAUGAUGUCAGUUGACAGAGGAAAUUAUUGCAAAAACAAUCCAUAUGCUGACUCUCCACAAGGCAUAGGCUAUGCUGUUACUAUCAGUGCUCCACAUAUGCAUGCUCACGCUUUAGAAUUAUUGAAGGACAACUUGUAUGAAGGAGCAAGGGCCUUGGAUGUUGGUUCUGGAAGUGGCUACCUUACUGCUUGUAUGGCUUUGAUGGUAGGUGAGCAAGGCUUGGCAGUAGGAAUUGAUCAUAUUGAUCAGUUAGUUAAUAUGUCAAUUGAAAAUGUUAAGAAAGACCAGCCUGGUCUUUUGGAAAGUGGAAGAUUAAAAUUAAUUGUUGGUGAUGGUCGACUUGGAUACCCUGAUGAUGCUCCUUAUGAUGCUAUCCAUGUUGGUGCAGCAGCUCCUGAAUUACCCCAAGAGUUAGUGAAUCAGUUAAAAAUUGGUGGCAAACUAAUUGUUCCUGUUGGCAGAGAAGGUCACAAUCAGAUGUUAGAACAAGUAGAAAAACUUCCUGAUGGAACAGUUAGGAAAACUUCUCUUAUGGGAGUUGUGUAUGUUCCCUUGACAGAUAAAGAAGCACAGUGGCCUGGAAGAUCUACUUCUUUUUAAAUGAAAAGACUUGUCUAAAUUGCUAAAGCACUGAUUUAUUUAUCACAGAAAUUUAAUUUGGAAUAAUAAUGGUUAAGGGAAUUAUAAGAAUAUUAAAAGAAACGGUCCAGUUCACACCAGUGCUUUAUGGGACGGUCAAAUGAGUUAUAGUGGCCUUCCAGUCUUUAAUAAUGGAUUUUUCUGCCAAGCCCUGCAAAUAUCCCACUCAAAUUACACUUCUCAAUGCCUAGAGAAACCAGUGAUAGAUUUUUUGUAAAUAAAGUUAUACUACCAUAUCCAGAAAAAUCCAAAUAAUAUGUACUGCUUCUGCAGCUUACCUCUAUCUUUGAUACUAAUUCAUGAAGCUGAAGCAUAUACAGAAUCGAAUUUGAUUGUCAGCAAUUGACCUGCAGAUGCCAAUACAAGCCAACAGUGAAUGAAUCUAUGAUGCUUCAACUGAUUUAAUUGUUAACCAAAUGUGUUAAAUACUUUUUUGUAUGUACAAACUAACUUUAGAUCCUGCACUGUCACAGAACAUGCCUGUUAGUUUGUUUUACUCAAUGGAAUGUUCAUAUUUUGAUGUUGGUAAAUUUAUUGCUGUUAAUUAUCGGGCAUGAAAAUGAUUUGUUCAUGACCGUGAAUAAGUCUUAUUAAAUUGUUUCUGAAUGUG